This is a messenger RNA of Schistocerca americana (American grasshopper), 348 nucleotides long. Its product is annotated as farnesol dehydrogenase-like. The transcript is spliced from 2 exons. Lineage: Eukaryota; Metazoa; Arthropoda; Insecta; Orthoptera; Acrididae. The record is from RefSeq and is a predicted model, not a curated record. The coding region runs from base 1 to 348 and encodes 115 amino acids.
AUGGGCAUCGAGAAGUACGCUGGCCGCGUUGCCCUGGUUACUGGCGCCAGUUCCGGCAUGGGCGCCGCUAUCGCUCAGGAACUGCUGAAGAACGGCAUCCACGUGGUCGGCCUCGCCAGGAGGGUGGAACUGAUCAAGGCCCUUGAAGUGAAGGGGUCGCCAGGAAAACUGUACGCUCUUCAGGGAGACGUGGGAAAAGAAGAAAGCAUCCUCUCAGCUUUCAAGUGGAUUAGGGAAAACCUCAAUGGAGUCGACAUCCUGGUCAACAGCGCUGGUACCGACUACGACACUGAUUUUAUAUGUAUGUAUGCAAAUAUUUCAGAUUUUAAAGAAUUUUCCUUGAAUUAA